Molecule: messenger RNA, 254 nt
Organism: Paramecium sonneborni
Lineage: Eukaryota; Ciliophora; Oligohymenophorea; Peniculida; Parameciidae
Source: the annotation of a GenBank genome assembly
AUGAAUAUUAAACUCUUGAUUAUAUUAAUCGUUUUGCUAUUUAAUGGUGGUAAGCAAUUUCGUGUGAAACCAUAGUUCUUACCAGCAAGGUCAAAGAAUGCUAAGCCAAAUGUGAUUCAUAAAUUAAUAUCUGCGUUUAUACAUGUGCUUAAUCUCAACUGAGAUAAUCGUUAGAAAGUUAAGACAAAUGCAAAAAAAUGUGUGAUACAGUAAACAAAGAAUGCAAGACUUCUAAAUGCUACUUAGAAAGUUGA